AUGGCAAACUCAGUCGGAGCAGACGACCGUGCCGGCACUCCCGCGCUCACACUGGGGUGGCGCUACGUUCCCGGAGACCGUCGCCUUCCACAGCGCGCGGGCCCGGGGCGGCGGGGCGGCGAGGACCCCAGCGUGCCUGCUGACUACAGAUCCCAGGGUGCCUCUGCCAUCUCCCUCCCUCCCAGCGCCGGCCCCGCCUCCCCAGCCCUUGUUGUUUUGGCUGGAAGCGCUCCGGAGGAGUUUCAGAGAAAGUCUGGGCAGAAGCUAGAGGCGACCGAUCGUGGGAAGGGGAGGCAGAAAGGCUAGAAGGAGGAGGGCCGAGGCCCGGGCCGCGCCUCCCUGAACCCGCCGCGCGCCCCCGGGGUGGGGGAGGAGCGCAGGGGACGGGACACAGGGGUCCCUCCCCGGAGCAGAGCCGCCCCGCGCCUCGUCCCUUCGCCGAUCCCCGCCCUCAUAAGAGGCUGGAGCGCAGACCCACCCUCCCGCCGCGGACCCGCGACCUCCCCGACGCCCGGCCAGGCGACGCCCGGAGCCUCGCCGCUGGUCCAAGAACUCCCUAGGCAGAUCGGGACCUGCCCCUGUGCCGGUUGCCACCCGGACGCCGCACGCCUUCCCAGGCACCCCUUUCCGAGCAGAGGGAAGGAGAAGACCGAGCCCCUCUCAGUGUGAAAGCGCCAGCGCGCUGAGCGGAGCGGACACCGCGCGCGGGCUUUGUGUGUGCUCGUGCUGCGUGGGGUCCGCAGCGGGGAGCGCCCGCAGGAGGUCCCGUCCCCAAGGGGCGGAGCGCAGGGCUUCUAGCUCCCGGAUCCCUGUCCGGGCAGAGUCCCAGCCGAGCCCGACCGCUGCCUAGGCGGCGGGACGGCGCGCCUGGCGGCCAGGAGGGCGCACUGAAAGAAGGCCGACGAGCCUGGUCCUCGCGGUUCCCGAUUGAGUUCCUCUUCAGUCCGCGGAUCUGCGGGACAGAUUCGAUCGCCGACAUAGGGCUCGGGGAGCCGGGCCGCCCCGUCGGGGGAAUCUGAGACGUCCUGUAGGCAGCGUUUGCCCGCCGUGCCCAGACAGCGUCCACUGUGUCCACCGACCCCUUCGGUGCCUCGUCCUCUAGCCCUCACGGCGUGCACCAUGAGCGGCGGCGAAGUGGUUUGCUCGGGAUGGCUCCGCAAGUCCCCCCCGGAGAAGAAGUUAAAGCGUUAUGCGUGGAAGAGAAGGUGGUUUGUGUUGCGUAGUGGCCGUUUGACCGGAGACCCUGAUGUCUUAGAGUAUUACAAAAACGAUCACGCCAAGAAGCCCAUCCGGAUUAUUGAUUUAAAUUUGUGUCAGCAAGUUGAUGCUGGUUUGACAUUCAACAAAAAGGAGUUUGAAAACAGCUACAUCUUUGACAUCAACACCAUCGACCGGAUUUUCUACUUGGUGGCAGAUAGUGAGGAAGACAUGAACAAGUGGGUCCGUUGUAUCUGUGACAUCUGUGGAUUCAAUCCCACAGAAGAAGAUCCUGUGAAGCCGCUGACCAGCUCCUCACAAGCACCUGUCGAUUCACCUUUCGCUAUGAAUACAGCACCAGUCUCCACCCAGGUGGAAGCAUCUUCAGUCCCACUACCUCCUCCUUACCAGCUCAUCAGCCUCCCACCACACCCAAACACUCUGGGCCUCCAGGAAGAUCCACAAGACUACCUCUUGCUGAUCAACUGUCAAAGCAAGAAGCCUGAACCUACCAGAGCCCAUUUUGACUCUGCCAAGCCCACCUCUUCUGAGACAGACUGCAAUGACAACGUGCCUUCCCAUAAGACGCCUGCUUCCUCCCAGAGCAAACACGGCAUGAAUGGCUUCCUCCAGCAGCAGAUGGUGUAUGACUGCCCGCCCUCCCGGGUUCCACCUGUCUCUGGGGAGUCCAGCCUCUACAACCUGCCCAGGAGCUAUUCCCAUGAUGUGCUGCCAAAGGAAUCUCCCUCAAGUACUGAGGCAGAUGGAGAGCUUUAUGUUUUUAAUACCCCAUCUGGGACUUCGAGUGUAGAAAGUCAGAUGAGACAUGUAUCUAUUAGUUACGACAUUCCACCAACACCUGGCAACACUUACCAGGUUCCACGGACAUUUGCAGAAGGCACGUUGGGACAGUCAUCAAAGCUGGACCCCAUUCCUGAUAUCCCCCCACCUCGGCCACCAAAACCGCAUCCAGUUCAUGACCGGUCUCCUGUGGAAACGUGUGGAGUCCCACGCACGGCCUCGGACGCUGACAGCAGUUACUCCAUCCCUACAGCAGGCAUGCCGCCCUCCCGGAGUAAUACCAUUUCCACCGUGGAUUUGAACAAGUUGCGGAAAGAUGUUAGUUCUCAAGAUUGCUAUGAUAUUCCACGGACCUUUCCAAGCGAUAGAUCUAGUUCCCUGGAGGGCUUCCAUAACCAGUAUAAAAUCAAGAAUGUGUUGGCAGUGGGAGGCAUCUCGGGCGAAGAACUGGACGAGAACUAUGUCCCCAUGAACCCCAACUCGCCACCACGACAACAUUCCAGCAGUUUUGCAGAGCCAAUUCAGGAGCCAAACUACGUGCCAAUGACCCCCGGGACCUUUGAUUUUUCUGCAUUUGGGAUGCAGGUCCCUCCUCCUGCUCAUAUGGGCUUCAGGUCCAGCCCGAAGACCCCUCCCAGGAGACCAGUUCCUGUUGCUGACUGUGAACCACCCCCGGUGGAUAGGAACCUUAAACCAGACCGGAAAGGUCAGAGUCCUAAAAUUUUAAGACCCAAACCCCAUGGUUUAGAGCGAACUGAUUCACAAACCAUAGGUGACUUUGCUACAAGAAGAAAGGCCAAGCCGGCUCCGUUAGAAAUAAAGCCUCUGUCAGAAUGGGAGGAGCUGCAAGCCCCAGUCAGGUCUCCCAUCACCAGGAGCUUCGCUCGCGACUCCUCUAGGUUUCCCAUGUCCCCUCGGCCUGAUUCUGUGCACAGCACGACCUCGAGCAGUGACUCUCACGACAGCGAAGAGAACUACGUGCCCAUGAACCCGAAUCUGUCCGGCGAAGAUCCGAAUCUCUUUGCCAGCAAUAGCCUUGAUGGAGCGAGCAGCCCUAUGAUCAAACCCAAGGGAGAUAAGCAAGUUGAAUACCUAGAUUUAGACCUGGAUUCUGGGAAGUCCACGCCACCGCGGAAGCAGAAGAACAGUGGCUCUGGCGGCAGCAUGGCGGAUGAGAGAGUGGAUUACGUCGUGGUGGACCAACAGAAGACUCUGGCCCUGAAGAGUACCAGGGAAGCUUGGACGGAUGGCAGGCAGUCCACGGAGUCUGAGACACCCACCAAGAAUGUGAAGUGAAGACACACUGUCGCCACUGCUGACAGACAAGAUCUGAGUGGAAAGAGAGAUGCCAAGUGGAGGUGCUUGAGCUCUCUCAGUGGAGCCUUAAGCCAGCAGGGCAGAGAGAAGGACUCUUUCUCUUACAUGUUUAAGCAAAUUAGGUUGUGAAUGGUGCUGUGUGGGGGUGAAUUUGUAACGUGUAAAUAACCUGGGAAAUAGUGUUUUAGUUCACAGAGAAACGUCUGUCCCUAGUUAACACACCUGGAGUAUUACUGUACUGAUGCACUUUCAUUUGAAACCUUGGUUUGGGUCCUCCCGAUCUACCUUAACAGAAUUUCCUUGGGAGGUCUUCUUGCCUCCUCACACUACUCUGUAUAACAAUACUAAGUAAACUGAGCUACUUUUAAUUCUGGAAAUUCCAGUUGAAGCUACAGGGCUAACACCAUUAAAACGAGAAGUGGGUUGACAGAUCCGCUUUUCCCUUGAAGGUGAUAGCCAUUAGCUUAAGCUGUAGAGCAUAGUUGGACUUGUCCUUCAUUGUUUUCCAAAAAUUCCGAGGAUAAUGUAUAUACCGGGUCAAGACCUAGUUUUCUGACUCAAUGUAUACUUAGGUUUUAAUAGUAGGACUUUGUUAUUUUUUUGUUAAUUACAGUGUUUUGGGUUCAUUGUGUGAAGGUUCUGCUGGGUAGGAUCUUGCACCUUUAAAAGACUGCCUCUUAGUUACACUAGAAAGCCCACAAAUCAUCCACAGCUUGGAUUGAUGAUCUGUUCUCAUUCCUGUUCACGUAUAUUAAAUAUUAUUUGCAAAAGGUAGAUUAUAUGACUGACUAAUCAGGUACGUACAGGGCACUGAUGUGCUAAUACAGUGAUUGGGUCAGACGAAGCACUUCAGUUAGGUGUUCAUUAAUCCUAAUCUUGGUUUAGAAUUAAUGAAACAGUUGGCAUUCACUGUCAGCUGCGGCAACAUACUGUGAUUUUGAAUGAAUUAGGCAGGAAUUCAAGAUUACUACUCUUAGAAAUGUCUCUCUCUCCCUCUUCCCCUCUCCCCCCCCCCAACUCCGUAGUGCCCUUCUAGGGUUUUCGUUACUUAUUAUUCUUCUUGGCCUUAUAUUUAAAUCCCUAUGCAAUUAAUGUUUUAUAUCUGCAUUUUAAAAAAAGAAAUGUCAUUUUAAGUGAUUUUUGUAUGUAGCAAGCAUCUAUUGCUUUUGUGAGUAAAUGAAUUAAGAAUUUUGUACUGUGAUUUGUACUCACUGCCCCAGUUCCCCGACUGUUGGAGCCUUGCUGCUGUGAAACGCUGUAGUCACUGUAGUCUGACCACCACCCAGGCAGGUCUCGGCGCCCACAGAGGAAUGGGGCGAGUCUCUCACUUGUAACGUGACAUCGUCUGUGUGGACGCCGACCCUGAAUUAGUGUCACUGCAAUUACAUGUCUGUCUAGGCUUUGCCAUGUAACUUGAGAAGCAGCUAGGAUGUCCCAUUGUUCGCCCAAGUAAGGACAGUGUCUCUGCACUGAUCUGAGGCUCACUGGUGGCUUGGGGAGGGGACCAGGAGGACAGAAUGUCUGCAGCUGAGGCUCUUGUCUCCCCUGUCAGACCUCUUACCUGUCCUGAGUACACGAUGCCCCUGCUUUCUGGCCCACUGGCCACAGUACUGUGCCUAAUUUGUGUUCUCCGCUUGCUUUUCCAGUCAGUUCACAAGCUGUGUCCAUAACUAGAUGAAAUGUAGAAUAGUAACAUUCGAUGCCUUUAAAUGUGCGCUUCUUUUUAAACAAAAACUAAAACGCAGAACUGCAUUUUGAGGUGGAUUUUUAAAUAAAAAAAGAUUGUUUGA
Apodemus sylvaticus (European woodmouse) is the source of this 5105-nucleotide messenger RNA. It is a transcript of the gene Gab1, whose product is annotated as GRB2 associated binding protein 1. Bases 1120 to 3294 code for a protein of 724 amino acids. Lineage: Eukaryota; Metazoa; Chordata; Mammalia; Rodentia; Muridae. The record is from RefSeq and is a predicted model, not a curated record. The transcript has 11 exons.